CUCUAGGAGGCCUGCGAACGCGAUCGGUCGCCCGGGUAACCGGCAGCACUAAAUCCUACUGGGGUGGUGGUGGCAUUAGCAGCUGCGAUGGUGUCCAACCCCGUGCAUGGCCUGCCCUUUCUCCCAGGCACGUCCUUUACGGACUCCACGAAAACAGCCUUUCAUAGAAGCCAGACACUGGGCUACAGAAAUGGCUAUGCGAUUGCUCGACGUCCAACUGUUGGGAUAGGCGGGGAGCGUCUCCCUGUCAACCAGCUGUCCCAGGCUCAGCUGGAUGAGUUGGCCAGUAAAGCUCCAAUUCUAACGUAUGGUGAACCUAAGCAGGCCCCACCUGCACAAUUUAUUCCUGCACAUGUGGCUUUUGACAAAAAGGUGCUGAAAUUUGAUGCCUAUUUCCAGGAAGAUGUUCCUGUGUCAACUGAGGAGCACUAUAGGAUCCGUCAGGUGGUUAUCUACUACUACCUAGAAGAUGAUAGCAUGUCUGUCAUAGAGCCCAUUGUGGAAAACUCUGGGAUGCCUCAAGGCAAAUUAAUUAAACGUCAGCGACUUGCGAAGAAUGACCGUGGAGACCAUUACCAUUGGAAAGACCUAAAUCGAGGGAUAAACAUUACAAUAUAUGGCAAAACUUUCCACAUUGUUGAUUGUGACCGAUUCACACAGGUAUUUUUGGAAAGUCAAGGAAUAGAGUUAAACCCACCAGAGAAGAUGGCUCUUGAUCCUUACACUGAACUCCGGAAGCAGCCUCUUCGCAAGUAUGUCACCCCUUCAGACUUUGAUCAACUCAAACAGUUUCUCACCUUUGAUAAACAAGUUCUUCGAUUCUAUGCAAUCUGGGAUGAUACAGACAGUAUGUUUGGUGAAUGUCGGACCUACAUCAUUCAUUACUAUCUCAUGGAUAAUACUGUGGAAAUUAGAGAGGUCCAUGAACGGAAUGAUGGGCGAGAUCCCUUUCCGCUCCUGGUGAACCGCCAGCGUAUGCCUAAGGUUUUAGUGGAGAAUGCAAAGAACUUUCCUCAAUGUGUGCUGGAAAUAUCUGAUCAAGAAGUGUUGGAAUGGUAUACUGCCAAAGACUUCAUUGUUGGGAAACCACUCACCAUCCUUGGGAGAACGUUCUUCAUUUAUGACUGUGACCCAUUCACACGACAAUAUUACAAAGAAAAAUUUGGUAUCUCUGAUUUACCUUGUAUUGAUGUUAGCAAGAAGGAACCACCUCCUGUAAAGCAGGAAUUACCUCCCUAUAAUGGUUAUGGAUUAGUUGAAGACUCUGCUCAGAAUUGCUUUGUUCUUAUUCCAAAAGCUCCAAAAAAAGAUGUUAUUAAAAUGCUGGUGAAUGAUAACAAGGUUCUUCGUUAUUUGGCUGCACUGGAAUCCCCCAUCCCAGAAGACAAAGACCGCCGAUUUGUCUUAUCUUAUUUUCUAGCCACUGACAUGAUCAGUAUUUUUGAGCCUCCUGUUCGCAAUUCUGGUAUCAUUGGCGGCAAAUACCUUGGCAGAACAAAAGUUGUUAAGCCAUUCUCUUCCGUGGACUACCCUGACUACUAUGGCCCUAGUGACUUCUUCAUUGGUGCUGUGAUUGAGGUAUUUGGCCACAGGUUCAUCAUCCUUGAUACAGACGAGUAUGUUUUGAAGUACAUGGAGAGCAACGCUGCCCAGUAUUCGCCAGAAGCACUCUCGUCAGUUCAGAACCACUUUCGAAAACAGCAGGCUCCUACAACAGAAUUGGAAACCAAGAAAACUGAAGAGGAUCCAGGAAUGCAAGAACUAGAAGCACUGAUAGACACAAUCCACCAGCAGCUGAAAGAUCACCCAUGCAAAGAAAACAUCAGUGAAACGUUUCAAGAGUAUGACAAGGAAGCUUCAGGAUUUGUGGACAAAGAGAUGUUCUUUAAAAUCUGUGACUCUCUUAACAUCCCAGUUGAUGACUCCUUGAUUAAAGAGUUAAUCAGAAUGUGCUCCCAUGGAGAUGACAAGAUUGCCUACUACAACUUUGUUCGUGCUUUCUCAAACUGACCUGGCUGAAUAAUACAGUUUUUUGAGGUUGGACCUAUACUUUGAAAUGUACCUUGUACUCUUUGUAGAGGCAUUUGCAGAGCUCAUGAA
Molecule: messenger RNA, 2100 nt
Organism: Condylura cristata (star-nosed mole)
Lineage: Eukaryota; Metazoa; Chordata; Mammalia; Eulipotyphla; Talpidae
Gene: EFHC1
Product: EF-hand domain (C-terminal) containing 1
Exons: 11
Coding region: 88-2010 (640 amino acids)
Biological process (GO): mitotic cytokinesis; mitotic spindle organization; cilium-dependent cell motility
Cellular component (GO): mitotic spindle; axoneme
Molecular function (GO): alpha-tubulin binding; calcium ion binding
Source: RefSeq, a predicted model, not a curated record